UUUGGUUUACGGUUUAGUUGUGAGGUGAGUCGCAAGGCAGCAGCACGCAAUUGUUAUCACGUGAGAGGUCACAAUGGUGUCUGACGGUCUCGUCGGCGAGCAGCGUCCAGCUUGCGAGAUCCUUUGAAUUCGCCACGGCGAACAGCCCGUUGCACCUGCCGCAUUUGUCCUACUGACCUGACGACGACGAGACUCGGCGAACUCUCGGUGUAUUAGAAACUUGGUCGCAAAACAUUACUCAAGAUGACGGAUUACUGGCUGAUAUCGGCACCGGGUGACAAAACCUGUCAGCAGACAUGGGAAACUAUGAAUAACUUGACAUCCAAGCAGCAUUCACUGUCAGUGAACUACAAAUUUCACAUCCCAGACCUGAAGGUUGGAACGCUGGAUCAACUGGUCGGCCUAUCGGAUGACCUCGGCAAACUUGAUGCAUUCGUGGAACAAGUAACACGUAAGGUGGCGACAUAUUUGGGGGAGGUUCUGGAGGACCAGAGGGACAAGCUGCAUGAAAAUCUGAUGGCUAACAACAGUCAGACAUCAGUGGAGGGUGAGAGCUCGAGCCCCGAAGGGGGUCCGGACACCCCGCCAAACACCCCCGUUACACCAUCACACAAGACUACGAUGGGGCAUCACAGGCAGUGGAGGGAGUUGGAGAAGUCCGAGCCAGAGCCGGCCGCCUGUUUAGGUGAUCUGCCAUCAUAUAUAACUCGAUUCCAGUGGGACAUGGCAAAAUACCCCAUUAAACAAUCUCUAAGAAAUAUCGCGGAUAUUAUCAGUAAGCAAGUCGGGCAAAUCGAUGCCGAUCUGAAAACUAAGUCCACGAUGUACAAUAAUUUGAAAGGCAGUUUACAAAAUCUCGAAAAGAAACAGACGGGAAGUUUAUUAACGCGAAAUUUAGCAGACUUAGUGAAAAAGGAACACUUUAUCCUGGACAGUGAAUAUUUAUCUACUUUGCUCGUGAUUGUACCGAAGUCCAACUUCCAGGACUGGUACGGCGGUUAUGAAAAAUUAACAGAUAUGAUUGUGCCGCGCAGUACACAACUGAUCACUCAAGAUGCCGAAUACGGACUGUUCACGGUCACUUUGUUCAAGAAAGUCAUUGACGAAUUCAAAUUGCACGCUCGCGAGAAGAAAUUUAUCGUGCGAGAUUUCACGUAUAACGAGGAGGAGUUGGCAGCAGGAAAAAAUGAGAUAACGAAAUUGGUGACCGAUAAAAAGAAACAAUUUGGUCCUCUUGUGCGCUGGCUGAAAGUGAACUUCAGCGAAUGCUUUUGCGCUUGGAUCCAUGUUAAAGCUCUGCGUGUAUUUGUCGAAUCUGUCCUUAGAUACGGCUUACCUGUCAAUUUCCAAGCAAUACUGUUGCACCCGCACAAGAAGUGCGCGAGACGAUUGCGUGAUGUUUUAAAUCAGCUUUACGCUCACUUAGACUCGUCUGCUACAGGCUCGACGGCUGCGCAACACAAUCAGGAUAAUGUAGAUAUACCAGGACUGGGUUUCGGCCAGAGUGAUUAUUUCCCAUACGUCUAUUACAAGAUCAACGUGGAUAUGGUCAACAAUAAAGUCUAAGGUCCACUUUACCGCUCCCCUCCCCCGUUCCCUCUAAGAGUCGCACGUCCUUUUAUUUGCGCUCGAACGAUAUAGUUCCCAAUUACAUCGUGAAUUUGGCAGCAGGUGCGUACGAGUUUUUCGCCUGUGUAUUUAUGUAUUAUGAGGAAAAAAAACUCUGCAUUUUCAGAAACUAUUUCUUCGGAUUUUUCUUUAGCCUUUACGUUAUAAUUACAUCGAUCGUUGCGAUUCACGUUGGAAUUAGUAGCCGCAUAGCUUCCCUCGGAAAUCGUUACUUUGUUAAGCCUCUAAACCGCGGAUUCAUGUAUAAACUGUAAUAUUACUCUGAACUGUGCAUAAUAGUUGGUGCAUUCCCUUAUACAUAUUUCCCUUAUGUAUUAAAAAAAAAAGAAAAAGAACAAAACUGUUGUAUGAUAACAAAGAUUAAGACCUCAGGCAAUCUUCGUCAGUCACGUACACUUUUGAUUUGUAACUUAUAAAGUCGACGCGUAGUAUCUGCAGUCGCAACCCCGUUCGAUCCCGUCAAUGAAUUCAGCUUGUUGGUACUUGAAAAUUUGGUAAGAUCGGAGGAACUGCGUAAUUUAUUUUAUACGAGUAACACGUGGUGGCAACACCAGGAGAUGCGUAUUGUUUUUAAGCAGCAACGCCGCAACGCGUGACUCUACCUGUCGAUCUACUGUACACAAACGUCGUUGAAACAUCGAUCCUUCAUUAAUAUGUAAGAGAUCAUAAUAUGUAAGAGAUUUACGCAAGAGCCCUAUAUACCUUAUUAUGUCUACGAAAGAAGAAUUGAGUUCACAUCGAGUGUGUCGUAUAUUUAAUGAGACGAAUGUUACAAUUUAGACGAGCGAGUCGAGCGGCAGGGCGACGCUGCGACGUCAAGCACAACGAUAAGAAUGACAGGUCGACGACAGGUCGCAGUGCGACUAUCAAGAUUCUUUUUAUGAUGUAAACGUCGCGACGCUACCAAUAGCUCAUCCACGCACGUUUACCGGCAACCGUCGACUCGGUACUUGUCGUCUCGCAGCUACUUUGUGACGUGAUUAUAUCUGCGCAACGACACACAUAUACACACACACACUGAAUCGACAGUUGUCGGUAGCAGUGCGUACAGAAUAUCCCUUGGUGUUUUCACGUCAAUGAGACCAUCGAUGAAAAUAUUGUUGUUGAAUACUGAAAUAAAUUUGGUCAUGCAUUCUCAUGAUGUCUCAUUGCGUCGGAUAUUUGAUAGCUAACGAAAGAAGGACGUUUUCAUGAUAUACAUGCAGGUAGCUUUGCGGAGAAUCGGUCUCGCGUCAUGUUGUCGUCCAGUCUUGAAAGAUUUCGAUAUCAAAUUGUGCGUGUCACGAUUAUUAAUUAAUGACCAAAUACUUUAACAGAUCGAAAGUAAUGGUAGAUUUACUGAAAACCAUGCAACUAUCGCGAACAUUGCGUGCUUGAUGAACUGGGCGAGUUUUUCUUUCUGUAGAACUUGAUUCCCAGAGGGACAAUAUUGAUAAAUCGUAUUAAGAAAUAUAGAAACGAAAGAUACUUGUUAUUGAUUGUAAUCGUUCGUAGAGAUGUAGACUAAUUAUGUUUUUUUUUUCGUUUAUCAUUUUUUCAUUCGACCUGAGUUAAGUUUGUCUACUUUUGAACUGAUGAUGUUACAAGCUGCACAACAAGUAUUCUUCAGAUAUCAUGAAUAUAUGAUAGAUAUCAUGUACAUUUCACGUUAUGUUACACAAAAAUCUAACAUAAAGAUGCAUUCGUUGAAAACAACUCAUGUUGCUGAAAUAAGCCUAAAUUCCUACAUUGAUCAUAGUGUAAAUUGCUUGUAUAUAAGAAAGUUCCAUGUAUAACGUGAUAUCAUGUAUUAUCGAACUCUCGUAUGUUACAUAUUGAGUUGCAAAAGUCAUGCAAUGUAUAAUGUUUUAACUAAGCAUAAGUUUAGCAGAAAUUGAUGACAAUACCAAUCACACGCUGUUUGCCUCUAAAGCCCACACAAAGGAAAAAUGAACGCUGGCAUGUAAUAAAAACAAAGAUAUAUUGGCAGUUCAAUACGUAGAUAUGUUAAAAAAAUAAAAGAUCAUACAGUCAAUUGACUUCUGUGAAUUGUAUAGGUAAAUGUAAUUGUAGAAAUAAUAAACAUUAAGUUCAA
Dinoponera quadriceps is the source of this 3703-nucleotide messenger RNA. It is a transcript of the gene Vha44, whose product is annotated as V-type proton ATPase subunit C. Lineage: Eukaryota; Metazoa; Arthropoda; Insecta; Hymenoptera; Formicidae. Gene Ontology annotation, molecular function: proton-transporting ATPase activity, rotational mechanism. The coding region runs from base 244 to 1566 and encodes 440 amino acids. The record is from RefSeq and is a predicted model, not a curated record. The transcript is spliced from 9 exons. Gene Ontology annotation, biological process: proton transmembrane transport. Gene Ontology annotation, cellular component: lysosomal membrane; vacuolar proton-transporting V-type ATPase, V1 domain.